AUGUCAGGCCAGGGACCCCGAUUCCAUCAGCACAGGGAUCCCACACCCCAACCUGCGAAUCCAGAGAUCCUUGGCAUUAGAUACAGCCUCAGCCACAGUGCACCUCCCCCAUAUCAUGAUCUGGAAACGCAUUUGACCCUGACUGCAGGCCCCCAAGCCUGCACACUGCACCCCAACUCAGAGUUCCCAGGCAGAGACCCCAGAUCAGAAACUUUCAGGACCUCUGAACACCCCUACUAUUUAGUGGGAUCUCAGUUGCCAGAGUCUCAGCGGUCACCUCUGAGGUCCCCUGAUCCUUCUGUGGACACAGCUGGAAUCCGGCCCCCAGCUCUUCCUUCUGCAGGACCUGCCUUGCCCUGUCCUGAUCAGUAUUCAGGCCCCAUGAAUGCCCACAGUUCCUCAGAGGACUCAAAGGAGGACUCAUCAGGAGCCAGACAGAGAUGUCCUUCCCCUUCACACAGAAGAUUUGGGUCCUUCCCAGGUCUGAGAGCCCAGUGGCCAGCUUUGCUGCAACGAACCAGCCAAGCCCCACUGGACGAAUCUGAGGAUUCUGAUGCAGAAUGGUCGCCUCGGUGGCCAGAACCCAGGAGAAAGGUUGUUGAGCAGAAGUUGUACACCCUGCGACAAGGUAAUGGCCCUGCAUAUGAAGAGGUCAGCGAGCCCCAGGACGACGACUUCCUGUAUUGUGAGAAGUGCAAGACCAACUUUAUCGACAGCUGUCCCACUCAUGGGCCCCCUACGUUCAUGAAGGACAGCGUGGUGGAUGUGGGGCUUGAGGACCAUGCAAUGCUCACUCUGCCCCCUGGGCUGAAGAUAGGACCUUCGAACAUCCCAGGGACUGGGCUCAGAGUCUGGAAUGGGAACUCCACCCUGCCUGUGGAUGUGCACUUUGGCCCCUACGAGGGUCAGAUCACAGAGGAGGAAGAGGCGGGCCACAGUGGUUAUGCCUGGAUGAUUACUGAAGGGAGACAAAGCUACAAGUACGUGGAUGGCAAGGGCACAUCCCACGCCAACUGGAUGAGGUACAUGAACUGUGCCUGCAUUGAGGAGGAGCAGAACCUUGUGGCCUUUCAGUACCACGGGCAGAUCUUCUACCGCACCUGCAAGGCCAUCACACCUGGAACAGAGUUAUUGGUCUGGUACAGGAACGAGUAUGGCCAGGAGCUGGGCCUCACAUGCAGCAGCAAUUGGAAGAAACAGCACGCGGAUGGGAGAGAACGAAAGGCAGAGAUCCACCUGUGUCCCUUGCGCUCUCUGGCCUUCUCCAUUCAGAAAUUCCUCAGUGGCUAUAUAAACCACGGUCACCUCUCUCAGAUCCUCUGGGUAACAGCUACAAGCAACACACUCCCAGGAGAAGAUGCCUGUCCAGGGGAUCUCCUCUGGGAACAGCAGCAGUCCCUUCCUCAUGGCUGGAAUGAUGGAGCUGCAGAGGGAGAGGCCCAAGGGAGACCGAGCCCUGAGCCCCAAAGGACAAGGGAGAGUGGGACUUCAAGGGAUACACCCAGCCCUCCCGAGGGACAGAUGAGGAGGUCUGGGGAGAGGGACUGUGGGCGGGGCUUUCUUUAUCAAUCACUCUUCAUCAGGCACCGGAGAACACACACAGGAGAGAAGCCCUAUGUUUGCAGGGACUGUGGGCAUGGCUUUACUUUUCAAUCAAACCUCACUGAGCGCAAGAGAACUCACACAGGUGAGAAGCCCUAUGUUUGCAGCGACUGUGGGCGGGGCUUUACUUUUCAAUCAAAUUUCAACUAGCGCAAGAGAACUCACACAGGUGAGAAGCCGUAUGUUUGCAAUGACUGUGGGUGGUGCUUUAGUUUAUGAUCACGCCUCACCAGUCACCAGAGAACACACACAGGAGAGAAGCCCUAUGUUUGCAGGGACUGUGGACGGGGCUUUAGUGCUCAAUCAAACCUCACUCAGCACAAGAGAAAACACACAGGAGAGAAACCCUAUGUUUGCAGGGAGUGUGGGUGGUGCUUUAGCCAGCGAUCAAGCCUCACCAGGUACCAGAGAACACACAGAAUUGGAGCCCAGUGCUUACAGAAAUAG
Messenger RNA from Octodon degus (degu), 2049 nucleotides. RefSeq names its product histone-lysine N-methyltransferase PRDM9-like. Gene Ontology annotation, molecular function: histone H3K4 methyltransferase activity; protein binding; histone H3K36 methyltransferase activity. Gene Ontology annotation, biological process: regulation of DNA-templated transcription; positive regulation of reciprocal meiotic recombination. Gene Ontology annotation, cellular component: nucleus. The transcript has 9 exons. NCBI's taxonomy places the organism in Eukaryota, Metazoa, Chordata, Mammalia, Rodentia, Octodontidae. The record is from RefSeq and is a predicted model, not a curated record.